Molecule: messenger RNA, 1479 nt
Organism: Thlaspi arvense
Lineage: Eukaryota; Viridiplantae; Streptophyta; Magnoliopsida; Brassicales; Brassicaceae
Source: the annotation of a GenBank genome assembly
AUGACAGACGACAAUUCGACGCAGUUGACCUCGGAAAAUCUCAAGCACUCCCUGGACCAACGGCCUGAAUAUCCUCCACGGCCGCCGAAGAUCCAAAGGACCGACGGCGAGGGCCCCACCGACGACGACGACGACGAGGAAGAAGAAGAAGAAUCAAAGGAGUCUGUCCUCAGUGACAAAAUCAUGAGCCAGAAACCUAGGCUUCAGAGGUACUUAGUGGCAAUUGAGUACAUUGGUACACGUUUUGCGGGAGCUCAGAAACAACCAAAUUGUAGAACAGUUGUUGGUGUACUCGAGGUAAGCUCUGAGAUGUUCUGGCUCAUGCUUAUUGCACUUAGUUGCAUUCAGUGUGCUGCCUUAGUUAACCGAAGCAGUAGCUACGUAAUUCAGUUGGAAGCUUUUCAUAAAUUUAUUGGACAACCAGUAUCAAUCUUUUGCUCAAGUCGAACUGAUGCAGGAGUACAUGCCUUAUCAAACGCUUGCCAUGUAGAUGUGGAACGCAUAAGCAAAAGGAGACCUGGUGAAGUGACUUGUCACUUAAGUGGUGUCAACGUGCAGUUACCACCUCAUGAACCUGCAGUGGUUAGAAGAGCUGUCAACCAUUUUUUACAGAAGAAUGAGGGCGAUAUCACAGUGAUAGAUGUUCGAUGUGUCCCACCUGAUUUUCAUGCUAGAUAUAAAGCUCAAGAACGAACGUACUUCUACCGUUUGCUCUCUGGACCAGAGCCUUUGUCAACCUUUGAAAAAGAUUGGGCUUGGCAUGUGCCUGAGGACCUAGAUCUUUUAGCUAUGCGGAAAGCAUGCAAAGUUCUUGUUGGACGACAUGAUUUCAGUUCUUUUAGGGCGGCUUCUUGUCAGUUGAGUUGGUAUCAGAUCGAUGCAUCAGAAAAUGUCGGGAAUUUUGAGGUUCUGCCUGACCAUCUCUAUAUCUGGUUAGUUGUCACUCAAAAUAUCUCGUUGGCCAAGUCACCCAUUAGAACUCUAGAUGAGCUUAGUGUGACUGAGGUGGUUUCUGCUCUGUAUUUUCCUUCAAUUACAGAGCGGGAACAAAGUAGUUCUAUGGGGGAAGAUUCUUUUGUAUGCUCCAGUGUGUCAGACACUGAUAUCUCUCAUGGUUGCUCGAUAUCCAGUAAGGAUAAAGUAAACAGUUUAAAUGAUGAAUCUUGUUAUGGAUUUGGCAUGAGGAAAAGACAUCGCUGCUAUGUGGUCACUGCAAGGGCACGUUCCUUUCUGUAUCACCAGGACUGCCCUUCCUCUGGUACCAUGCAGGAGACUCCUGCUCCAAUUGUUUGGACUCUACUUUUGCCAGAUUGCGUAACUCUACCUGUCUGCUCAUGUGUGCCAGAGGUAAGACUGCUAGUUGGUGUUCUCAAAUCUGUUGGCACGGGAGAGUUGACAAUUUCCGAUGUUGAACGCAUCUUAAAUGCAAAAAAUGUCACUGCUGCAAGUCCUAUGGCUCCUGCAUGUGGUCUCUUCUAG